Aspergillus wentii DTO 134E9 is the source of this 11973-nucleotide messenger RNA. RefSeq lists its product as uncharacterized. Bases 119 to 11779 code for a protein of 3886 amino acids. The record is from RefSeq and is a predicted model, not a curated record. NCBI's taxonomy places the organism in Eukaryota, Fungi, Ascomycota, Eurotiomycetes, Eurotiales, Aspergillaceae. The transcript has 11 exons. Gene Ontology annotation, biological process: secondary metabolite biosynthetic process; fatty acid biosynthetic process. Gene Ontology annotation, molecular function: 3-oxoacyl-[acyl-carrier-protein] synthase activity; oxidoreductase activity; fatty acid synthase activity.
GCUGAGGCUGUCAUGCGUUGAUAUAGAGGCAUUUCCCAUUUGACAGAUUCACUGUAAAGACCAUUCAUUUCGUUUACUCUGGACAAGGCUUCGACGGCUAUCUUUGAUACACUCCACGAUGCAAUCAUCCAAGAACGAAGGUCAGCGACACCUGGUCGGCAUUGUCGGCAUGGCAUGUCGCGUCCCAGGCGCUUCCAACCCGAGCGAACUAUGGAGCGUCAUGGAGGAGAAACGAGACGUUGGGCGCAAGAUGCCUUCCAGUCGGUUUAACGUCGAUGCGUUUUACCAUCCCGAUGGUAAGAACAAGGCGACGGUAUAUCAAGAUAUCGGGCAUUUCGAUGCAGGCUUUUUCAAUAUCUCCGGGAAGGAGGCUGAGGCGAUGGAUCCGCAACAGCGAUUGGCUCUGGAGGUGGUCUAUGAAGCUCUGGAGAAUGCGGGUAUCCCUUAUUCCGAUAUUGCAGGCUCACAGACUUCAGUCUACUGUGGCAGUUUCACCAACGACUAUAGCAAACUCAUCGAUCGGGAUAUGCUGAACUACCCGACGUACACAGUGACAGGCACCGGGCAGAGCAUCAUUUCAAACCGUGUUUCUUACUUCUACGACCUCCAUGGGGAGAGCAUGACGAUCGAUACCGCGUGCUCCUCAUCGCUUAUCUGCCUGCAUAUGGGGGCGCAGUCUUUGAAGAGCAAAAGCUCUAACAUGGCGAUCAUCAUCGGUUCCGCCCUCCACUUUGAUCCAAAUAUGUUCAGCACCAUGGCGGAUUUUGGGAUGCUUUCGCCGGAUGGCCGCUCGCGCUCAUUCGAUGCCAACGCAAAAGGCUAUGCUCGUGGAGAGGGGGUCUGCGCGGUCAUCCUCAAGCGGGUGGGUGACGCGGAGGCAAAUCACGAUCAUAUUCGAGCGGUCAUUCGGGCGUCUGCAAUGAACCAUGACGGCGCGAAAAACGGCAUCACACUGCCGAAUGACGUAGCCCAGGAGACUCUCAUACGGCGAACGUAUGCGGAGGCAAAUAUAGCAACGCGGGAUACUGCCUACUUCGAAGCACAUGGCACGGGCACAAAAGCUGGAGAUCCCCGUGAGGCACGAGCCAUCGGUAGGGUUUUCUGCUCCGAUGACCGACCAGAACCACUGUACAUUGGCUCCGUGAAGAGCUGCAUCGGCCAUCUAGAGGGCGCUGCCGGAUUGGCGGCUGUGAUAAAAGUCGUUCUCAGCAUUGAAAAAGGCAAGAUUGCGCCAAAUAUGCACUUCUCAGAGGAGAAUCCGGACAUCGAGUUUGACAGGUGGCGAUUGCGAGUGCCGACAGAGGUCGUCGACUGGCCGCGGUCUUACGCCGUCAAAAGGGCCAGCGUUAAUUCCUUUGGAUACGGGGGAUCGAAUUGCCAUGUCGUUCUGGAGGCCUACCUCCAUCACAGUGCCGAUGACGUCCCGUUCCCUACACAAGACGGCCGGUUGUACCUAAUCCCAAUAUCAACCCACUCAGAAACAGCCGGCAGGCGAGACGUCAAGUGGCUUGCAGCCUAUUUAGACCAACACCCCCACACCAAUCUUUCCGACCUGGCAUACACACUCUCCGUCCGUAGGGCAAUUCAUCCGCUGCGGACAUACGUUGUAGCCGGAUCUACACAGGACAUGAGUUUGCUGCUAAUGGAAAAAGGGGAAUCACCAGACCCAUGGACGAGAGCAGGCAAUUGCAAAAAGAUUGGAUUUGUUUUCACCGGACAAGGAGCCCAGUGGGCACACAUGGGAGCGAGGCUGGUUACCUAUUCCGCAGUCUUCCGCCAGACACUGGAGCGCUGUGAUGCACUCCUAAAAACACUCCCUGACGCCCCAGAAUGGUCUAUCAUGGAUGAGCUGCUCAAAGAGGGAGGGAGUUCGCGGGUCAAUGAUUCGGAGUUUUCCCAACCACUCUGCACGGCAGUGCAACUCGCUCUGGUCCAUCAUCUUCGAGAAUGGGGGGUCACGCCGUCCGCUACGGUUGGUCACUCAUCUGGCGAAAUUGCCGCCGCCUACGCAGCAGGUCUCAUAUCGCUCAGUACUGCAAUGGUAACGUCCUUUUUUCGAGGGCGAUACACCUCAAGCAAGCGCCCGGAGGCUUCCUUGAACCCCGGCGGCAUGCUGGCAGUGGGCAUGCCUCUGGCGGAGGCGAAAAGGGCUAUAGAGCCAUAUCAGUCGCGUAUAUGUGUGGCUGCCAUCAACAGUCCUUCCAGCGUCACCCUAUCCGGUGAUCUCGAUGCUAUCACCGCACUGAAAAGCCAGCUUGACGAACGGAAAGUCUUCGCUCGGCAGCUGAUGGUGGCCCAGGCCUAUCACUCCCACCACAUGACGCCAUUCGCUGAGAAAUACCAGCAAAGCAUGGAAGCCAGCCAGCUUUUCGAACGGGCUACCCCGUCUGAUAUCCCGAUGUUUUCUAGUGUCACGGCGCGUCGUCUGACAGCGGAAAAGUUGGACGCCAGAUACUGGGUGGAUAAUCUUGUCUCUCCCGUGAGGUUUUCGGAUGCCUUGACCGGCACGGUACUCGACGAACUGGAUACGCAGCAGAUCGACGUUCUCCUUGAAGUAGGACUGCAUCCAGCGUUAAAGGGUCCAGUGAAGCAGACUCUGGCAGCUUUGAACACCGAUAUACCCUAUAUCGGAACCUUGCAGCGGAAUAAUGAUGACUUCAGUGCCAUUAUCAACACCGCCGGGCAACUCUUUCUUCUGGGUUAUCCUUUAGCAUUAGACCAUGUGAAUAUGGAUUCGACCAGGUCAAGUCAAUCAAAGUGGUUGGGAAAUCUACCGACAUACGGCUGGAAUCAUUCCAAGUAUUGGGCUCAGUCCAGAUUGGCCACGGCUUAUCUUCAGCGCAAGUACCGUCACUUUCUACUCGGUGUGCCACAGCCGGACUCCACGCAGCAAACAAAUCGAUGGAGACAUUUCCUCCGGCUUAGUGAAGUGCCUUGGUUAGCAGACCAUAGGAUUCAAGGAUCCACCGUGUUUCCGGCGGCAGGAUACGUCAGUCUGGCCGUCGAGGCCGGCUUUCGAGCCUUUGAGGGCGAACAGCGGUCUAUCCGUCGAGCUGUGCUACACAACGUGACGAUCAAGUCCGCGCUCAAACUCACUGAAAACGAACCCGGAGUUGAAAUUGUGUUCGAGCUGCGGUCUAUUUCGUCGACUGGGACGAAUGCCUCGUGGCAAUUCCUGCUAUGUUCGUAUAAUGCGGAGGGACAGUCCCGGGAGCACUGCAACGGCACUAUCUCAAUCGAACUAGGUAGCCCAAUGUCGCUCCGUCAAGGACGACAACACGAUCAGCUAGCUCGUCAAAUGAAGAAUACUGAUCGAGUUGUCUCUUUUAUGUCGUUGUAUGACAAGCUGUCUGGCAUUGGGCUGCAAUACUCCGGUCAGUUUAGGCUCCCCGAUGACCGAAUAGAGUCAUGUCCUGGAUUUGCCACUGCAAGCUUGAGCCGCGGGCAGAGCAGUUCCACUUCCCACGAAGAGGAUCAGUGCCUGUUGGAUCCAGCAUUUCUAGACACAAGCUUCCAUCCUAUUUUCGCGGCCAUUGAAGCCGCAAACGCCCACCCUUUGACCGGAGCCCUUCUUCCCACCUCCUUCCGCACGAUGGAGAUCUCGGGCCUUGCCUUGGAUAAUGAGGACAGGCGGUUCCUGGCGGAUGCACGAGUUCUCGCGGAAGCAAAGCAAAUAUCCUCCCGUUCUGUCGAGGCCAACCAUGAGAUCUGCACGUCGGACGGGGCCACCAGCCUGGUUUCGUUGGAUGGCCUCGUGAUGACCGCUGUUGGAGAAGCAACCCAGACUGACAUCCAGCGCUCUCCGUUUCAACGAAUCCACUGGCUGCCGGCAUUCAGCUUUUUAGAUGAUACUGGCAGCCCAGCUGUCGGGACUGCCCACCAUAUGACUGAGAUGCUUAGCUUUUAUGCUCACCAAUACCCCAACAGCUCCAUCCUGCACAUCACUUCAGAUCUUACCACCACCCGUGAUUUGCUUCAAAUUCUUGGGGGCCGGACCCCAGAGCGGCGUAGAUAUAACACUCUAACUGCUUUUGCGGACUCCGAGGAUCUGAAAGAAACAGAAGCGGCACGCAUAUUGCAGAAUGAUGGCUGGGGCCCGAUUUCAUGGGACGCUCCUCACAGUCAAACCUAUGACUUGGUAGUGAUGUCGCAUGCAACCUCGCUCGUUCCAGGGAACUUGUUGAAAGAUGGUGGAUUCAUCCUACGACCAGCCCAUGUCGAUUGGGAGCCGUCGCAGUCGCUGGUAAAACGGUUUUCACACCAUGAAAUAGAGUGCUGGCAGGAAAGAGGAUCGAAGGCGCCCGUCGUCAAUUCUCCGGGAGCGAUUGGCAUUGUCCGCACACACGACCCGGCGGACAGGACCAUGGCUAUCAUAUCGAUUCUUGAAACCCUCGCGAAGCGGCCUGCGUUACAGACAUCCCUAGACGAGAUUGCACAUGGGACUGUUCAAACACCCGAGGAUAUUGUGGUGCUCAGCAGUUUGGACGAUGAUGUUCUCUGCGACAUGUCAAACAGCAAGAGAAGUGAGUUUGAGGGAGUCAAGGCAAUGGCGACCAUGCAGCACAAGCGUAUUAUUUGGGUUCUCGAGGGUGGAACCUAUCGACCCACGAACCAAAGGCAAGCCCUUAUUAAUGGCAUGAUGAGAUGCCUCCGCAGUGAAAAUAACCUGUUGCGUAUUAUUGUCCUCGAUGUCUCCCAGGGGUCUGACGCCGAAUGCAUCGCUGCCUCUGUCCAACGUCUUCUGGCCGACACUGAUGUUGGGGAAGAUGAAAUCGCCGUGCGGGAUGGAAUUCUGUAUAUCCCUCGACUUGUAAUGGAAGAUUCACUCAAUCGCAAGCUACACAAUGGAUAUGGCCGUGUGCCCACGAUGGAAUUCUUUCAUCAGUCCCAGCACUUGAAGCUUGACAUAGGAGGCACCGGAAGGCUGGACUCUGCGAUGUUCGAGACAUGCACGCUUGAGCCUCCCUUAGGGGACGAUGAACUGGAGAUUCAAGUUCAUGCUUUCUCCGUGACGCCUCGGUGGUUGCAGACAUCCUUGGGCAAGUCCCUCGGCAGCGAAGCCCAACAUUCUAUCUUGGAUGGAGGUGGCACCGUCACCAGCGGGGACUGUGCGGGUAUCGUCAUACGCAAAGGUCGGAGCAUUCGCGACCAGGACUUCGUCGUUGGAGACAGAGUUGUGGUCCUUCGGCCUCCCGGAGGCUCACAUCGGAACGUCAUCCGGUGUGCUGCUUCCUGUUGCCGUCGCAUUUACGGACAGGACUUCAAGACUGCAGCGUCAUGGUCAUCACUGCUGAGCGCAGUCUGCUACUCCCUAAUCCAUGUGGCACAGGUCCAGCGCGGGGAGUAUAUUCUCAUUGACGCUGUAGAUAGCGGAUUUGGGCAGAUGGCCACUCAACUGGCUCAGCACCUCGGCGCCAUCGUUCUUGCUGUAACCCGUUCUGUAGAGCAAAAGCGUCAGGUAAUGCGCCUUGUGCCGUCCCUGAUGGAUGAUCAGAUUCUUGUUUGCGACAGCGAUGAGGGGGCAUUGUUGGACUAUGUGUUGUCAGUCACCAACCACCGAGGCGUCAGCGUCCUGCUCAGCAACCGGACAGGUCAUAUAGCUCAUUUCCAACAGCGAUUGCUGAUGCCACUGGGUCGCUACAUCAACUUUGCCGUACUGGAGCCACUUCGAGGAGAUGCCAGAGAAGCGAGGACAGGCACAGACGGCAGCAGUACCGCCCCCCCUGGGAUUAUGAGCUUCCACCUAGAUUUAGACAGUCUCAUUCAACACAAGCCUUCGAUCGCCGAGGAUAUUCUCAAGCAAGCCCAGGAUUAUCUUCAGCGUGGAAUCAUUCAGUUGCCCGGUAAUACUUCGGCUUUUCCAGUCUCCCAGGCUCCAGAGGCAUUACACUGGCUGCAAUCCGAGCGGACGGCAUCACAUGUCGUUCUGACCAGUGAAGUCUCCAGCCGGGUCUUGAUCAGACCGGUCACAUACCGACCCAACCCAAAUCUUUUCGACCAACAAAAGAAGUACCUGCUGGUCGGCGCUCUGACUGGCAUUGGGGCUGCCCUGGCAGAGUGGAUGGCCCGCAACGGAGCGCGCCACCUGGUCUUUCUUUCGCGCUCCGGGGACCGCAAGCCGGGCUCGCAAUCUCUGAUCCAGUGGCUCAAAGCCCGGGGGGUGCAUUGCUCAGUCCAUGCUGGCGACGUCUGUGAUACUGCGACCGUGGAGAGAUGUGUCGCCAGUAUCGGCACGGCGCUGGGGGGCGUAUUCCAUGCCGCCGCGGUGUACCAAAAUUCACCCCUUCACCUCAUGUCCUUCGACCAGUGGAAGGCGGCACUGGCACCGAAACUAAACGGACUGGAAGCGUUGGACCAGGCGACGGCGCAUCGAGACCUGGACUUUUUCAUCUGCUUCUCGUCUGUAUCGGUGAUCAUUGGCACCAAAGCCCAGGCAAAUUAUAUCGCAGGGAAUGCGGUCAUGGACGCACUCAUGUACAAUCGGCGACAGCGCGGUCUGGCCGGCAUGACGAUGAAUGUAGGCGUCGUCGCCGACCAGGGAGUGGUAGCCCGCGAUCCCAAGCUGAGGGCCUUACUGGAGCGUAACGGCUAUGGUGUGCUGGAUUCCUACGAGCUGUUCUGCCAGGUCGAGGAGGCUGUCCGGAGCGGCAAGCCCCCGUUUCCCCCGACGGAACAGGGACCGGAGACACAUCAAAUUAUCUCUGGUAGUCAGGUCAUCAACCCCAGCUGUUUCUGGUAUCACCGGCCCUUGUUCCGUGGCUUGGCUGCGCACUAUGAGCAUGAGAAACACGGCUCGGGAUCUUUCGCGGCCUCAGGGUCGGAUGAGCUCGACUUGAAAAUGCGCAUCAAUUCGACGCCUGAUGCUGCCAGUCGCGUGGAUCUUCUGCUAUCUGUGUUCAUCACCCAGUGGGCCAGGAUCUCGGGCAUCCCGAGCGACCAGAUCGAGCCCAGCAGAUCGUUGGCGAGCUAUGGGCUUGACUCGCUUGGAGCCACAGACGCGCGUAACUGGUUUCUGAAGACCGUUGGCGUGGAUAUACCUGUCUUUGAAAUAUUCGACGGCGCCUCCAUACAAACCCUUAUUGCGCACGUCGUCGACUGUAUCCCGGUGUUAUCUCUGGAACAGGAAGACAGGAAGGAAGGUCCAGAGAGGGCCGGGGAGCCAGUAUCGCCCUCGUUAACACAGAUACCCAGUGAUUCCAUCAGUCGACAGCAUCGGCCGGAGAAGAUCCCCAUGUCAUCGCAUCAGCGACGAUUCUGGUACCUGCACAACCUGGUGCUCGACAAGGCGCAUUUCAACGUGCCGGUCGUCUGCCAUCUGAAUGGAGUGCCGGGCCACAACACCCUGCGACGGGCACUGGCGGCCUUCCGGCAGCGCAAUGAAAUCCUGCGGACGGCGUUCGUACAAGGCGACGACUUUCCCGAGCAAGUGCCCCUUGAUCUACCAGGCUAUGACAUCCCAUUGAUUGGUUUGUCCACCGCUGCAGAUCCUCAGCAGGCGCUUGUUGACCGGAAAUCCCAGCUGCGGGCCCUUCCGCUCAACAUCGAAGAAGGCGAAACCAUGCGUCUGGAAUUGGUGAAGACCGGUGUCUCCCAGUACUCCCUGCUGGCCAGCAUCCACCACAUUGUGUGUGAUCGCGGCAGUUCAUCGAGUCUUCUGACCCAGAUCUGCGCAUUGUACGAUGCCAUUGCUGCCGGCCACAGGGAACACUGGACAGUCCCUCCAGUUUCAAUACAGUAUAUCGACUUCACCUUGUGGCAGCAAGACCUACUUCUUGGCCCGGCGAUGCAAGAACACUUAGCCUUUUGGCGACAGAAGCUGGCUGAUAUCCCACCAGUCAGUGCGUUGCUUCCGUUUGCGAAGAAUGAGCGUCCAACGCCGCAGAUCUUUCGAACCUCAACUCACUACGCUACACUUGAUCCGAAUUAUUUCGCACGCCUGCGGCGGAUCUGUGGGUCUGCAGAAGUAACCAUCCCCCAGUUCCUUGUUGCUGCAUUCCGGGCUAUCUUUUACGGGCACACGGGCGAGGAAGACCUCGUCAUUCACAUGGUGGAUGGUCGUCGACCUCAUCCAGAUGUUGAGCAGAGCUUUGGCAACUUUCUCAACCUGAUUCCCCUCCGCUUGCGCUGCGAGUCCAAUUCGACUUUCGAGAGUCUUCUCAGUGACGUGAAAAAAACCGUGCUAAAGGCCCUCGCGCACAGCAUUGUACCAUUCGACCGCAUUCUGGAAGAGCUGCGAGUCAAGCCCAGUCGCAGCCAUUUCCCGCUGGGCCAAGUUGCGUUCAACUACCAGAUCCAUGGCCAGAUGCUCCAUUACCGGACGGCGGAUUUUGUCAUUGAUCAGUAUAUUACCGAGGACAUCGAAACGCCCUGCGAGGUUCAGCUUGAGGCCAUUGAAGAUGCAAAGGGGGGUCUCGGAUUCCGUCUGCAAAGCUCCGAGGGCGUGUACAACAGCUCCGACAUGAGUGCCUUCCUGGGGAAAUUUGUCACCUCCCUGGAGUGUAUAAUCAAAGACCACCGCCAGCCAAUUGCCGAGAUGCCUAUUUUUCCAAUCAAGGACCAGCAUGUCUGCAGUGGCAUGUCUCCUGGCAACAGUAAUGAAGCGGUACCGUUGCAUCACCGGGGUAUUUCCCAAGCGAUUUCGCACUGGGCAUCACAGACCCCCGCCGUCGUCGCGCUAACGGACUCGUCUGGGGCAUCGCUGACCUACGCCCAGCUCGUGGAGGGAGCCCAGCGAGUGGCAGCAAUGCUCCAAGCAAUGGGUUCUCGCCCCGGGGAUCAUGUUGGCAUCUUAUCUUCCCCUGGAAUCGACAUGUUGCUUGGUCUGCUUGGUAUCGUCUUCUGCCGUUGCGGAUACGUGGCCAUGGAUCCCCAGGCAGGGGUGGAGCGGCUGAUCUACAUGGCUAAUGAUUCGGGCAGUUCCAUAAUUCUCAUUGGAGACGGCUUGUCCCAUGAUGCAGUGAAAGGUUCAUCUCAGCUCGAUGGAUUCUCCCAGCGCCUGGUGAGUAUCAAGGAUGCACUCAGAAACCCGACGGAAGCGGCUGUGCCAGUGGCCUCUGCGGAUGAUCCUCUCUACGUGACUUAUACCUCGGGAAGCACCGGAACCCCGAAGGGGGUGGUCAUGAGGCAUCGCAAUGCCCUACCGAUGCUGCAGACCCUGCAGGCCCAGUUUUGCUUCGGUCCCCAGGACCGAUUCCUGCUCGCAACCUCCAUCUCAUUUGACUUGUCUGUCGUCCAGAUAUUCACUCCUCUCAUGGUUGGAGGUCGAGUGUGCAUCGCAUCUGAGGAGACCCGGCAUGACCCCAUACGCCUAGGCGAUUUCAUGCGGUCUGCGCAGGUAACUUUUACCUAUUUUACACCGACUCAGUUUGCCAUGGUAUUGGAAAACGCACCGGACACCCUGAAGGCCUGCCGUCAAUGGCGUCACGCAUUCUUCUGCGGCGAGGUGCUGCCUGUCCGACUCCUGAACGCGUUUUACGAUCUGGGCACUGGAGCGGCUCCAUACAAUGCAUACGGCCCGUGCGAGGCCAUGGUUCAGGUCGCCAUUCAUCACGCCGAGUAUUCGUCCCACGGGGCAUCGGAUGUACCCAUUGGGCGUCCUCUUGAGACCGCAGAAUGCUUCAUUGUGGAUGAGACCCUUCAGAACCUGCCGGACGGGGAGAUAGGAGAGAUAUGUAUUGGCGGGCCCCAGGUUGGCGACGGGUAUCUAAAUCAACCCCAAGAGACGGCCAAAUCUUUCCUUCCCAGUAAGACGCCGCGCGAGUCGAAGGUCUUCCGGACCGGUGAUCUGGGCUACGUGGGCCACGAUGGCCUGAUGCAUUUCGUGGGGCGUGCGGCCGGAGAUACCCUUGUCAAGCUUCGAGGCUUCCGGAUAGAUCUGCAGGAUAUCCAGCACAACAUCCGCGACUGUUGCCCUGAAAUCACAGCGGCCUGCGUGGUUGCGCGAUCAGUGGGCGAUGAGGAUUCCACGAUGGCGGAUCGCCGACAGCUGGUCGCAUUUGUCGUGCUAUCCAUGCCCAGCGAUAAACAGGGCAUCAUCAGCCGGCUUCACCGCGCUCUCCACAAGCGCUUAUCCCCCUACAUGCUUCCAUCGGCAUACCAGGUCCUCUCGGCUCUGCCGUUGACCAUUAGUGGCAAAACGGACCGACGCAGUCUAAUACAGCGACCACUUCAACUGAUCCGCCCCAUGACUUCGGGGCGCGAGACGAACGGAAAACCAGGUUCGGUGGAAUAUCCCAGCAUCUUGGAGUUUGUUCGGGACCAGUUCUACAGCAUCCUCAAGUUAGACCCCGAGCAACCCGUUGGCGCCGACGAUAGUUUCGUUGCCAUCGGGGGGCAAAGCAUGCUCCUGAUGACCCUCCAGGGCAAAAUCAAUCAGCACUUCUCCGUCAAAACACUCUUGGCAGACCUUCUGGCCCUGCCCACGCCGGCCGGUAUCGCCCUCACCAUCCAGCGGGCGUUGGGGCAUGGCGAUGAGACUGCUGUGGAAACUCACGAGCCGGCCCAUAAUAGUGGACCAGUAAAGACGUCGCAGCCCGAGGUGGAUUGGGAACAGGAGACUCUCCUGCCGCUGUACAACUGCUAUCAGCCUCCCCUGGGCGGUCCAUUUCCGCCGACUGACCGGGUGAACGUGUUGGUUGCUGGGGUGGACACAUUCCAGGGCAUUCAUCUUCUCUGGGAGCUACUCGCCCACUCCACCGUGAUCAUUCAUGUCAUCGGCACCACCCAUCCCAUCAAGCACAGUGACCUUCUCCAGCAGCUUCAGCGGUUCGCCUUGAUCCCCCCAGGCAGUCUAUACCGCGACAUGAUUUGGGCCCGAGCUCGGUGCUACCCAGGGGAUCUUGCCCGCCCGCAUUUCGGCCUCACUGAUAGGCAGUUCACCGAUCUCGGCGCCAAGGUCCAGAUGAUAUACAGUGUUGGCACACAGGUGUCCCUCGUGCAGGGCUACACGAACCAAAAAGAGAUCAAUAUGAAACCUGUUCUUGACACGAUCGAACUGGCAGCCUGCGGCCCCCACGUUUCCCAAAUCCACCACCUCUCUACUUACAGCGUGCUCCACCUACAAUCUUGGACUCACGCUCAACGUUCGCGCGCCGUCAUCACAGCAGCCGAGGAAGCACCUUCCUCGUUCCGGCCUCCCCCUACAAAUGACCAGGGAUACAUCAAAGCCCGUUGGGUCGCGGAGAUAAUCCUGACCAAGGCCGCAGACAGAGGAAUCCCCGUCACGAUCUAUCGAGCUGCCCCGCCCACCGCGAGCACGCAGACCGGCGCAUCACCGCCAGCAAAGGACCCCGUCAGCUUGUUUGCCUUGACGAUGCUGAAAACGGGGCUGGUGCCGCGACUCGGGUCCGAUCAGCUGCGCAUGGUCAUCGAUCUGGUCCCCGUGGAUGUCCUCGCCUCGUGGAUGCAUUGUCUGUCGAUGAGCGCUCCCAGGGAACCAUGCCCAGAAAUACGAGGGAAUAGUCGACUGGCGGUUCGCCACCUUGUCAACCCAUCUCCUCUUCCGCUAGAACAGCUCCCCGCAGUGAUUAGUGGAAUCUGUGAGGAGGUAGACGAGGGCCAACUUGUCGCGCUGGACACAUGGAUUGCCAGGGUCGGAGACACAUUCGUGGGUGCCAACGAACAUGAUAUGUUGCUGUGGACGGCGCUGGUCAGGUUAUUCAGGUCGGGUCAUGUUAUAUUUCCGUUGGAUCGGGCGCAGACCGAGCAGGCCUUGGACGGUUGUCCUGGGGCAUUGGUUUGCCCCCCAGUUGAUCGGGCGUACUUGGCUGGGUUGUUGUGAGCCGCGGUGUAGACAGGUCUCUUUCCUCAGACUUUUUCUCAUAAAGAAUCAAAAAUGUACGGAAACAUAGUAUACUUUCCGGUAUGAAUAAACAAGUAGCUGAUGAGAGUGAUGCUCCUGGAUUAAUCUUUCGAGGGAGACAGCAAGUCCCCGUACAUGGAACAAACCCCCUCAGCCUCUAUUUUGCCCUUGUA